This is a messenger RNA of Mytilus trossulus (common blue mussel), 990 nucleotides long. Its product is annotated as microfibril-associated glycoprotein 4-like. The record is from RefSeq and is a predicted model, not a curated record. The transcript has 5 exons. NCBI's taxonomy places the organism in Eukaryota, Metazoa, Mollusca, Bivalvia, Mytilida, Mytilidae. Bases 1 to 930 code for a protein of 309 amino acids.
AUGAUAGCCAGACAUUUGGUUUUUCUCAAAGUUGCUUCAAUAUGUUUUGGAAACCUAAAUGAAACGUAUAUUGCUCCAUUGAUAGGCGACCUACAAAGAGCACCGUUAGUAGCUUUGGUAAACACCAGUGAUAUUAGACAAAAUAUAUUGAAAUCUUUCAAAAAACAACUAAAUGAAAAAGUGGAUAAUUUAGUCAAGCAGAAAUUAAAGAAUAUUAAUCAUCGCAUUCAGAAAUUGGAAGAAAAAUGGAAAUCAUUUGAGAAAGACAUUUCCACCGGAACUAAAAAAGGAAAAGUGAUUAGAGAUUGCAGCGAUCUUCCAAAGGAUGUUCGGAGUGGUAUUUACAGAAUAAAACCAGAAAAAGAAAAAGCGUUCAAUGUUUAUUGUGAGAUGACAAUUGACUCUGGCCGUUGGACAGUUAUACAGAGGAGAAAGAAUGGUGAUCUUGAUUUCUAUCUGGGAUGGGCAAAAUACAAAACAGGAUUUGGUCAUCUUAAUCGAGAAUUUUGGAUGGGUAACGACAAGAUUCACACGCUGACAUCACAAGGGAGAUAUGAAUUGAGAAUAGACCUGUAUGACUUUGACAACAAUCAAGCUUAUGCUAAAUACCAACAUUUCUACAUAGGCAAUGAAACGUCGAAGUACAAGAUCAGUGUUAACGGUUACAGUGGUACUGCUGGCGACAGUCUCCAUUACAGUAACGGUGCAAGAUUUACAACUCUGGACAUGGACAAUGAUGACUCUAUACAUAACUGUGCUACAUAUCAUCCUGGUGCAUGGUGGUACAAAAGUUGUAUGCGUUCUAAUCUCCAUGGAGAUUAUUAUAUUAAGACUCUAAUUGGAACUUGGAAUGGUAUAAUUUGGAAUACAUGGAAAGGAUAUCAAUACUCACUAAAAGCAACAUCUAUGAUGAUUCGAAGGCUGUGUUAAUAAUAAACUCUUCAUAAUUACCACUUUAUUAUAUACUGGUAUUCGAUGCAUAGAAUUGAU